AGGGCAUUGUCAGCAAAGUACAUGUCUGUAAACCGUUUGGGUAAUAACCGUGCAGAAUCACUGGGGUGUACGCCAAUUUACUCAUCAAUAUGGCUUUGAGGGCGUAUUCCACUAGUGUUCUGGUGUUUGCCUGUUUCCUUCUCAUCAAAGCGGGAUAUUGUCUCAGCAUAAGUGAAAAGAGAUACGAGGCGAGGUUGAAGGUAGACAAUCUGAACACCAGCAGUGUUGUCCAGCAUAGUAUUCCCUCCCACCCGUUCCUGGUCACGAGUUCAGACCCGCUCUUGUAUCGGGGAGAAGAAGAUCCGGUGGUGGGGGUCAAACUCAAAGGCCCCAAUCUCCGCGAGGUUAUCUCCAAUAUGACCUUGGACAUCCAGUACAAGGCCGAAACGGAAGAUGGAAGCGAGGUCAGGGAGAUAAAAUGUGAUCUAAAAGAUGAAAGAGACAAAGUCUGCUCUUCUUUCGUAAAAAAGGAAUAUUGGAGCUCGAUGGACGUCGACAUCGUGAUUAAAUCAUCCGAGAUUCAGCCAAUUGGCUUGACGAGGAUUAGCUCAAACACGGAAGCACGAGACCAGCUAGUGACCAAUGUUCAACUCUCAAAGGUCAUCAGCAUACGUCACGUCGAUCUCCCAGAACCAUACCCUGCUGAUGUAGGCAGAGUAGAAGUGACCACAUCCGGAUGUAAAUAUUUCGGCGACAGAUGUGAGGUUAUGUGCAAGGUUUACGGACGCAGAUUCACGAAUCCGAAAAUGUACAGAUCUCGGUCGAAAUACUCUCGAGAAAAUCUCUCUUCGGUCUUAUAUAAGGUCAGCGCGUCAAGCCUAACUUACGUUACAACAAUGAGGGUACCAGAUAUAAGAUCGGGCGUAAGAGCAGAGAAUGUGACAUGCUUGUCCCACAGCUCCAAAAACUACACAAUAGUGUACAACAGAACAACAACCAUCACUUACAAGGGAGAAGCCAGAUUUUCCAAGUAUGACAGCUACGUUCAGCAGAGCGAAACGUACACUCGCCUCGUAUGCACGAUCGUAGGCUAUCCUCUACCAGAUGUUAGUGGAGUUUUGGUUAAUACAAACGGAACCAUUAUACCUUCCAGCAACGAAACUGUCGUUCGGACAAGCGAAGUCGAGCAGAGAUAUGCAUAUUUAUUCGAAAUCGACGCCUCCACAAACAGUGACGUCACUGGUUUAUGCGAGGCUAGCAAUAACACGGCGAAGGUUGCCGAGCUAAAGGUGACAGAUAUCUACGUCAUCCACCAAGACUAUGGAGACUACCCUAACUACUAGAGGCCACCACAAUGUGGGUGGUUGGAGGGUGUCCUGAUGUAGUUUCCUUUAUCUUUUCUGUCAAACAUCGUUCGUCCUUAUCUACCCUCUAUGGUGGAGCUAUUUCUAUAACUAUGUUGGUACCAUAGAGAAACUAUCGCUGUACAAAAGAAAAGCUAUCACGGUAGAAUACCACGUAAGAGCAAAGGCUAUGACUAAGGCGUAGUACGGAGGAGUUAUAACUAUUAUAAUUAGGAUAGAUGCAUGGUGCAGCUAUUACUACAACUAGGGAACACUAACAGGAAGCUUUUACGAUACCGACUUGCUGACAUCGCCGAGAGGACAACAUUCAUGACAUUUUCGAUGUAUCGGUACUGGUAUUUUCUAUUGGGUUAACCCUAGGAUAAAUAAUGGCGGGUCUCAUGGACCAAGCAACCCUUUAUAGUUUACACAGUUAGGGUUAGGGAUGUGGUUCAAGUCAGUGUUAAGUAAGGGUUAGGGUUAGCCAGGGGUUUACAGUUGGAGUUAACGUCUGGGUUAAAGUCAGGGUUUCAGAGUUAUUAAAACAUUUUAGUAUAAUUCUGAUUUUAGCUUUCAAGCAAAAAACAGUAAUUGACGGGCUAAAUAAGUAAAUGAUAUCAUGUUGGAUUCUAGUUAAAGGCUACAUAAUAUUACAAAUUAUUUACAACUCCGUUUUUGUCAAAGGUCAUAGAAUGAAAACCAACGCUCUCGCUCCUCUGAAGUGGAACGGAUAGGGGCACAUCAGAAGACUAUAUUGAAAUAAGAUAAGAUGAGACUUUUUCGAAAAUUUCCAGACGCUGGCAUAUUGGUUGGUGAUUCACCACACAUACGCGGGCACGCACACACACACAUGCACACACACAAACACACACACACACACAUACACACACACGCACACACACAUACACACACACACACACAAACAAACACACACACACACACACACACACACACACAUUCCAUACACACAUACUCAUUCAAAUAUCCUUGUUUCCAAAGAUAUACACAUAAACAUAAUGUACACACAAUAUGAAAUAUGUAUUGACAUAGGAAUCUUUUGAAACCAAAGUAUUAAACAUGUGACAUGCUGGAAGUCGA
Molecule: messenger RNA, 2381 nt
Organism: Aplysia californica (California sea hare)
Lineage: Eukaryota; Metazoa; Mollusca; Gastropoda; Aplysiida; Aplysiidae
Source: RefSeq, a predicted model, not a curated record